UGAGUGGAGCUCGGGUACCGCACUUUUGAUUCACGCGAUAGGAAUGAAGAUGAUGUGGCGAUAAAGGUCGAUCUGAAGUAUGAGGAGAUAACCGAUGUGUACGCACAAACGAGAACACCGUAAACACUUUAAGCAGCUAGAACAGUUACCGGUGCACACGCUCGACGAAUAUAAUGAGUCUAAGACCAGGGCUGAAGCUGAGAGUGAAGCGGCGCUACAUUGUGGCUUUUCUUUCUCUCCUCACCGUGUCAGCAGUGAUGAUCAACACACGUUCACCCUCCCCCUCAGAGGAGAGGAGCGUUCCCCCUAAGGGGCCUCAGCAUAAGCAAGCCACUGGGCUAAAAGUGACGGAUUCCAUCCUACCUCUCCACCGGCUCCCUCCACAUGGCCGUAGCGGAGCCUGGAAGCUUUCGGAAAUGAAAGAUCCAGCCAAGCCCCUACCACUGGAGGGCCGCCACCACCAGCACAGAGGCAACAAGGUUCAAGAAAGGGUCCAACGAGCCAUCCAAAAGCACCUGAAAAACAAUGUGAAGAGGACGUUCACAAAACCGAAGCAAGGGGUUUAUCUAGGCAAAAACAAGCACUUGCCCCAGAUGUUCAAAGCCAGUGCUAAGGGAAGGCAGAACAACAAACAAGGCAAUGGCAAAGUCUUAAGUAAUGACAUUCAUCAUCUUCUCUCCAGUCAUGUGCAAACCGUACUGCAGUCUGCCAGCAUGCAGAGUCUCCAGCCAGACAUGAGACCAUGCAGGCACAAAUGCAGUCCAGAUGGGCCCAAGCCAGAGAGGCUGCUAGGGAAGGCUGGUGCACAGCAGCCUCUGGAGCUUAAGCAUGCCUCAGGAGAAACCAAUAUACAUGAAAGGAAAGCAGAACCCGCCAAGAAGGAGAGGCACCACUUCACAAGCAAAAAUAUCAACAUCGUGUCUGGGGCGGAGGCUGAUGGGAGGGACUUCAUGACUGGUUGGUGUGAAACACUACAUGAUAAGAAUUUCCGUGAGAACUGGAGGCAGACUAGGGCUGAAUCUCUGCCCUGGUUUAGUAGAGAUGAUGUGGAGAAGAUGGAUAUGCUUGCCACAGGCACUGUGCUGAGUAAAGCUAGACUUCCUGGCCAUGGGCAAGUGCUUCAAGUGGGACUUGGUAGUUGCAGUGACUGUGCUCUUCCACUAGGGGGGAACCAUAGCAGGCUCUGCGAGACUGGAAACUGUGCCCUGAUCAAACGCACCAGUGACUGGUUUGAAGUACUUGCAUUCCACCUGGACAGGGUUCUUGGUCUUAAUAGGAGUCUUCCAGCCGUUCUAAGGACCUUCCAUAGUGAUCUCCUCCCAUACAAGUAUACCAGUGGCUCUCUCAGACCUGUAGUGUGGUGGGACCCAGACAUUCAGCAUCUAGCUGAUGAUGAUAAUGACCAGAAAUCUUUCAGCCUCACAUGGCCUCAGUAUCAGACUCUACUAAAGACCAGGUGUGGGAUACAGAUGCCUCUGAACUCCUCUGCGUGUGUAGGGGUACACCAUUCGGAGUGGGGACGGCUAGCGCUGUUUGACUUUCUGCUACAGGUCCACGACAGACUUGACCGGUACUGCUGUGGGUUCCAUCCUGACCCUGCUGACCUGUGUGUGGAGAACCUUCUCAAUGUCCAAUGUUCAAACCCCCAGCAUUUAAUGUUGGUGCAUAUUUUGGUUCGCAGGGCUGAUCCCUCCAGACUGGUGUUUAUAGAUAAUGCAGGCAGACCUCGUCACCCACAGGACGACCUUAACUUCAGGCUGCUUGAAGGCAUUGAUGAGUUCCCGGCAAGGGCGUUGCAGGUGCUCCGCUCAGGCUGCCUGGAGCAGUUGCUCCUGCACUCCCUCUCUGCGGAUAAGGCACUGUGGGAAAGCAGAGGAGGUGCAGCAGGCCUCCGGACCACCAUCCACAACCUACAGCAUAGAGCCAACGCCCUGCUGCAGCACAUCCGUGGGAAGAGUGGAGAGCAGGAGUAGACAGAGGCCCAUAAAACUGUACUGCCAAAAAACAGAACUGCUUUAUUUAGACCAAAAGUAAAGUAGUUCACAUCUGCAAAUGGUGAUUCUUUGUAUAGCAUUCUGAGAAUGAGUUAUGGUAUCUGCAGCCUUUACUGUUGCAUCAUAUCCAUGAGAAUGCACCAAGUGCUACCUUUGAUUUGCCAAUUUAUGAGGAAAAACUAAUAGGGAGUCUAAUAGGGAGCUGUGCUAUAGAAAUGAGGUUUAUUGCUCAUAGCUGCCUACCGCCUUGUCCAGUGCCCUACAAAAAAAAAAAAGAAAAAGAAUGAAGAGAGGGAUCCCAGUAUGUUUCUUAACAAACCUUCUAGUUUUCUGCUGCUGAGUAUCCAAGAGCAGAGAGUGCAUGGGAAAGGUCAGCACAGAGCUGCAAGAGGCAGGGAUCGGUGUGCGGGGAUGAGAUGGGAAGGAGCCGGAGAUAUUUUCCUGGGAAGGUUGUACUGGGAAACUGUGGGGUGGUGCACAGGAGGAAAAGCACAGCUAAAGACAGAAGCUGUGUUGUGGCACCAUGCGCUCUCUUUCUCUCACACACACACACACACACGAAACAUUGGUUGUUUCUCUUCAUAUUCAACGUUUGAGAAAAGCUUUGAUAUAACUCUAAUUCAGCAAUGAUAUUGUCUUCAGGCAAAAUGCAGUGCAUAAUAAACAAUCUGUACUUUA
Messenger RNA from Electrophorus electricus (electric eel), 2672 nucleotides. RefSeq names its product golgi associated kinase 1A (gene gask1a). The record is from RefSeq and is a predicted model, not a curated record. Gene Ontology annotation, cellular component: Golgi apparatus. NCBI's taxonomy places the organism in Eukaryota, Metazoa, Chordata, Actinopteri, Gymnotiformes, Gymnotidae.